AUGAUUCAUCCACUAUAUCAUGAUUAUUUUUUCACCAAUUUAGAUAUUGAACAUUUUCAAACACACCUUUCUCCUUAUAAAUGCAACAUUUUACUCUAUCACACAUCCACAUGAAUUUAUUCCACAAACAUUUCCAUAUUUAAUUAUUGUAUGAACACGUUGGUUCUUCUUUUCUUCACCUGUCUAAUUAGCUGCUCUUAUGCCUUUUUCGAUAUAAAGAGCUUAUACGAGAAAUACAAAUUCUACGAUGAAAAUUCUAAUUUCAUGCAAAAGACCUACGUCUGGCUCCAACCAAUUGCAAGACUUGCUUAAGUUUAAGUUUAAGGAAUUACUCUAGCAUAUCGUCAUCAGUCUUCUUUUACUUGAGGCCCAAGCUACAUUAACCGCUCUGAAUAACGGUAGGUGGACAGGCCUAACCGUCAAACCGUUAAAGUUAAUAAGCCCGUUAAGACUUCUCUAGUCAUUGGCAGCCUCAGCCCGACUUCGUCUCUUCAAGCCGAGACUCUCAAGAAGCUUGACUUCUCUCACUAAGUUCGGAUGAUAGGACCCCGGACCUAUUCCUAACUGGCAUUUUUAAUAUUGUGCAAGACUUGUAGCAGUAGCGACAGAAGAAAUUAAAAAAGGAGACCUUGUACUCUCAGUCCCAGCAUCCAAGGUGGUCACAACAUUUGAUGAUUUUGAAUGGAGCGAGCAUUUUAAAAAUAAAUCGCCUGAGUUCAUUGGAUGCGCCAUUCUUAUUCAUUACAAAACUUCAUUGAAUGCUUCAGAACCUAAAGAUUACAUAAAUCAAUUUCCAUCUGACAUUGAUGCACCUGGAACUUGGUAUGAUGCUGAAGGAAAAGAGUGGCUUAUGAAAUACUCAGAAUAUCCACACAAGCUGAGAACCAAUUACACAGGCUUUGAUGAGUUCAGCAAUAUUGUUGUAGCUAUACCUGGAGUAAGAGAACUAGCAUGGGAAGAGAGAAGCUAUAGUUGGGCAUUAACUGUGCUGAGUUCUUAUGGCAUGCCAAUAACUAAAAAAGAAUGGAAAACCUUGAAAGGGCUUACUCCUUCUGCUGGAGACGAGAAGAUCCAGGGAAUUGCAUUGAUUCCUUUCCUAGAGAUCUACAAUAACUAUGUGAAACCUGACAAUUUCCACCCAGAGAAGUAUCCUUUGGAAUUCACGAAUGGCGCAGUUAAGCUCUAUUCUCAAAGAGAUUAUAAGACAGGGGAAGAAGUUUAUAUCCCAUAUGAUAAAAAAGGAAGCCAUGAUCUCUUGUGCGACAGAGGUUUUACAAUUGAAAUGAAUAGUCAUGAUCUGUUUGAGGUGAAAGAAAGGCCUUCAUCACUGUGCACAAUGACAGAGCGUGGAUGCAUUUUCUAUUUGCCAACAACUGAGGUUAACCAAAAAUACUUAGAAUUUAACAAAGAUAAGGCAAAUCCUGAACUAGCUUACCGUCAAGGCGUAAGACGUGAAAUAAAGAACUUAAAGCACUCUAUCAGAUCUCAACGACGCAGACUGAGGAUCUUAGAAGACAGAUUUUUAAAGCUAACCUUCCAACUUGGAAUCACAGAAAAAUGGGCAGCUUACAAAGCUCUGGCUCUCGCUGAUAGACAGCUUCUCCUGAAAGAACUUAAAUCUCUAACAUUAAUAAAUUAG
Molecule: messenger RNA, 1639 nt
Organism: Blepharisma stoltei
Lineage: Eukaryota; Ciliophora; Heterotrichea; Heterotrichida; Blepharismidae
Source: the annotation of a GenBank genome assembly